This is a messenger RNA of Schizophyllum commune H4-8, 756 nucleotides long. RefSeq lists its product as uncharacterized. Lineage: Eukaryota; Fungi; Basidiomycota; Agaricomycetes; Agaricales; Schizophyllaceae. The record is from RefSeq and is a predicted model, not a curated record. Bases 1 to 756 code for a protein of 251 amino acids. The transcript is spliced from 8 exons.
AUGUGGGUCCUUAAUCCUAGGACUAUGCCUACCAAAAUUGCUGUUUCUGCUCUCAUGACGCAGCGCGUGUAUGCUAUCUACGCGAAGAGCAAGCUUAUCCUCUGGGGCUUGAUAGCCUACCUGGGUCUCGGCGCCAUCCUCACCGGCUAUCUGAUGGCGAGGAUGAAGGCGCAGGAAGGCAGCGGCACAGGGUUAGAUCUCGUAGCUAGCGGAAGCUGCCUGAUCUACGUGUCUGCGUAUAGUCUUCUGCUUGGUGUUGACGUAGGUGUAGCGCUUUCCUCGGCAUGGAUUGUGUCAAUGGUCUUUGACCUCGUCAUCUUCGCAUUGACGGCGUACAAGACCUUCGAUGCGGUGCGACGUCCGGAUAUGCCUCUCAGCCACCUUUUGGUUCGGGAUGGUUCGUCCCAACGUCCGGCUUAUCUUGCGACAACUAACAAGGAGAUAUCAGCCGCGCUUUACUUUGGAAUCAUGGUCGUACUGAACGCUGCCGAUGUUGCCACAUAUUAUCCGAGGUGCGAGCCGCAUUUUUGCUUCACCGGGUCGAACUCAGAUCGAGGACUGAGAACGAAGCAGCCAUACCUUCGAGGCGUCCUUGGGCCGGUGGUCAAUAGCGUCUCUGUUGCUCUCAUCUCGCGGAUGAUGCUCAAUUUGCACACGGAAGCCCAUGCGACCCUUGAGCUUCCGUCGCUCCACUUGGACACACUGGCCUUUGUUUCUCAGGAAGCACGAAGCUCGCCUGAUGAAUAUCGACCUUAG